AUGCUGAUGUUGGUGAAUUUUAUAUUUACUCCUCUGAAACGGGGACUUGGGAGAAGUUGUAUCAAGUCUUUAUGUCCAGCUCCGCGGAUUAGUUGGUUCAAGGCGGGUGUUUAUUGGAAUGGAGGUAUGCAUUGGUUAAGUGAAUGCUCUGAAACGCAACCUAGUUCUGAUGGUUUUUAUUUUAAUGUGGACAAAGAAAGGUUACAAACAUUUCCAAGCCCUCCUAUGGCUAUUAAGGAAUUUCACUACAGUUCAUACUUUGGGGAAUCUCAAGGCCAUUUGCAUUACGCUGAGGUUUGUCCUUAUGACCCUUCACUCAAUGUGUAUGAGAUGAAGAGCGAUUACUCAGGCUGGUUUGUCAAGUACCAAAUUGAUCUUGUUCCUAUUUCCAAAGCUUUCCCAGUGAUGAAAGAACGCGCUUAUUAUUCUGGUGAAAGUUUUAAUGCUGCUGUUGCUUUACUUGUAAGAACAGACAAUUUCAAGGAGGAUUCGUUCUUGGUAUUGGAACUACCUGGUCAGAUCAUACAUUACAAUCUCGUUGACAGAAGUUUCAGAGUCAUAUGUAACUUUGGUGAAGACUUGCAAAAACGUCGUCUCAGUCUUUGCUAUUACAGUUGUGGAGGCUUGAAAGCUUGGCCGUACAACCAAUGA
Daucus carota subsp. sativus is the source of this 651-nucleotide messenger RNA. Its product is annotated as F-box protein At5g07610. The record is from RefSeq and is a predicted model, not a curated record. Bases 1 to 651 code for a protein of 216 amino acids. The transcript has a single exon. Lineage: Eukaryota; Viridiplantae; Streptophyta; Magnoliopsida; Apiales; Apiaceae.